AUGGCAAACUCCAACGUUCCGCUAAACCCAACCUUCUUUGGCCAUGUUGCCUCCACUUUGGAUGCUCUGGUUCUGUUCGAGGCAUGCUUGAGCAGUGCCCUGCAUCACGUCCCCAGACGGCCUCACGAUCGCGAACGCCAAGAUCUUAUCAAGAGUGGCAAUGUUUUCAUCUACGAGGAACACUCGUCCGGGAUCAAGCGCUGGACCGACGGUGUUGCCUGGAGUCCCAGUCGAAUCUUGGGUAAUUUCCUCAUUUAUCGCGAGCUCGACAGACCGUUCCCUCCCGGCGAGAAAAAACGUGCCAUGAAGCGCAACAAGAAGCCCACCGGUGUUACAAAGCCCGAGGUCACGCGUCCAGGAAGCGUUAAUGGAACGGGCGCCAAUAUGGGCAUGGGAGAUGGUUCGCAGGGCAACAAGGAGGCCGAACGCGCUCUCAUCGGCUCUCUAGUCGACUCAUAUCCUUUCAAGGAGAACGGUCUCGUGAAGAAGACGAUCAGCGUUACAUACCAAGGCGUGCCGCACCACCUGGUGUCUUACUACAACGUGGAAGACGUCACAGAAGGAAAGCUCAUGACUCCUUCCAAGGACCACCAGCUUUCCACCAUCAUCCCUCGCGGGGAGUUGAUCAUGUCACAGAACUUCCGGGCUCCCAUUGAUGAGGUCGAAAUGGACGACUCCCGUGGCGCCCACGGCCUCUUCGCUCACGCUUAUCCGGUCAACGGCCAUCAUCACCAAAGCUUAUCACGGGCCAUGUCGGUGCCCUCGUUGCACCACAUGGGCGGCGGCAUGGGCGGGCCCCAGUUUGGACAACCGCCUUAUAUGUCGUCAUAUUUAAGCGGUGUUCCGGGAUCUGUGAGUAACGUGGGCUAUGCACAGGCCCAGCACCCAAGCUACGGGUAUGACAAUAUCAGCAGAGCCGGUCGGUAUCCUACUAGUGCUGGCUUGACCCCCGACAUAUCCCGAACCAUGGCUCUCGAGUCGCAGCAUCAUCCUAGGCGGCACUCAGCAGCUUACGAAGCUACGUCAGGCCCAGAUAUGAGCCUCGCCAGCAGUUUGCCAGCCGUCCCGACAGACCCCUCGCGCGGCAUGGGUGGCAACUACAUGACUUCGAUGCUAUACUCGCAGCAACGUGUUCACGACUUGUCACCUCACGAGCCCUUCCCCUCACCCUCUCCCCGAAAUGUUCACUCGGAAUCGGGGUUGGGUGGUGACCGAUCGAUACAACCAUUUGACGGACUGGGUACUCGCGAGACUUGGAAUUCGUUCGAACAAUUAGAGGAAGAUCAGGGACAAUAUAUCUCCCAGGGAAAUACUGCUUGGCCAGGCAGCAACAACAACUCAUUGGGUAGAACUUGA
Colletotrichum graminicola M1.001 is the source of this 1356-nucleotide messenger RNA. Its product is annotated as Gti1/Pac2 family protein. Gene Ontology annotation, molecular function: DNA binding. Lineage: Eukaryota; Fungi; Ascomycota; Sordariomycetes; Glomerellales; Glomerellaceae. Bases 1 to 1356 code for a protein of 451 amino acids. The transcript has a single exon. The record is from RefSeq and is a predicted model, not a curated record.